UAGUUGCUAUGCUGAAGACUUUGAUUUUAAGCUACAGAAGGACAGGAGAUAAGCAGCAAUGUGAGAAUAGAAAACUAUUCAGAAAGAAGAAAAAUCUUCAUGGCUCAUUUUCUUAGAUCAUUCAAAAAGACCUUGUUGUAGUGUCCUGAGAAUUGAUAGACAUGCAAAGAAAUCAAGAGGCUCCAGGGCAGUCAGGGUCCAAACAAGAGACCAGAGGAAUUACUGAGAUCAAGCUGGUGGUAAUAGGAGAUGGAGGUUGUGGGAAAACGUCCAUGCUCAUGGUCUUUGUCAAAAGAGAAUUCCCUAAGGCUUGUGUCCCAACAGUUUUUGAGAAAUAUUCUGCUGCCUUUCACAUUAAUGACAAGCAAGUCCACAUCAGCCUUUGGGACACAGCAGGACAGGAAGAUUAUGACAGACUCCGUCCUCUGUCCUAUAACGGGGCCCAUGCAGUGAUCAUAUGUUAUGAUGUCACCAAUCCCAUCAGCUUCAACAACAUCCUCACAAAGUGGUACCCUGAAGCAAACCAUUUCUGCAAAGGGAUUCCAAUUUUGCUUGUUGGUUGCAAAACUGACCUAAGGAAUGACAAAGUUCUAGUAAGGAAGUUACAUCAAAACCAACUAGAACCCAUCACAUACCAGAAGGGAGAGGCCUUGGCUCGGAAUCUCCGUGCAGUUGCAUAUUUUGAGUGUUCAGCCCUCUACCAUGAAAAUAUUACUGACAUAUUCACAGAGGCUUCAAGAGCAGCUUUGAGAAAGAUGAAGAAAGAACAGCAGAGGCAAAGACUCAAAAAGACCUGUCUCCUUACCUGACCAUCCUUUGAGUGACUCCAGAAAAUUUGCAAAUGUUCAUAUCCACCCAGUGUGAUGAAAUCUCUCAGAAUAACAUCUCUCCAUAAAGAUGUU
This is a messenger RNA of Protobothrops mucrosquamatus (brown spotted pit viper), 902 nucleotides long. It is a transcript of the gene RHOD, whose product is annotated as ras homolog family member D. NCBI's taxonomy places the organism in Eukaryota, Metazoa, Chordata, Lepidosauria, Squamata, Viperidae. The record is from RefSeq and is a predicted model, not a curated record. The coding region runs from base 162 to 809 and encodes 215 amino acids. Gene Ontology annotation, molecular function: GTPase activity; GTP binding. Gene Ontology annotation, biological process: small GTPase-mediated signal transduction; cell migration. The transcript is spliced from 5 exons.